This is a messenger RNA of Ochotona princeps (American pika), 1094 nucleotides long. It is a transcript of the gene CD40, whose product is annotated as CD40 molecule. Gene Ontology annotation, molecular function: protein binding; antigen binding; signaling receptor activity. Lineage: Eukaryota; Metazoa; Chordata; Mammalia; Lagomorpha; Ochotonidae. Gene Ontology annotation, cellular component: CD40 receptor complex; external side of plasma membrane. Bases 77 to 907 code for a protein of 276 amino acids. The record is from RefSeq and is a predicted model, not a curated record. Gene Ontology annotation, biological process: cellular response to tumor necrosis factor; positive regulation of isotype switching to IgG isotypes; response to type II interferon. The transcript is spliced from 9 exons.
CCCGGCCUCGGGCAGCAGAAUUACUAGGGGCCCCGCCUGGGCUGCCCGGGCUCCCGUCGCCUGGGUCUCACCCGCCAUGGUUCGGUUGCCUUUGCAGUGUGUCCUCUGGGGCUGCUUGCUGUCCACCGUCCUCCUGGUGUCUCCCACUCCCUGUAGAAAAAACCAGUACCAAAUAAACAACCAGUGCUGUGAUUUGUGCCCUCCAGGAGAGAGACUGACCACUGACUGCACGGAGGGCACACAAACAAAAUGCUCACCUUGUGAGCAGGACGAAUUCUCAAACACCUGGAACAGAGAGCCACGCUGUCACCAGCACAAGUACUGCGACCCUAACCUAGGGCUCCGAGAAUGGAGCAAGGGUACCUCGGAGACAGAUACCACCUGCGCUUGUCAAGAGGGUAAACACUGCAGCAGCCAUGCCUGUGAGAGAUGUACCCCUCACACCUCCUGUCCUGCAGGCUAUGGAGUUAAACAGAUGGCCACAGAGGUUUCUGAUACCAUCUGCGAACCCUGCCCCGAUGGUUUCUUCUCCAACACAUCGUCCGCCUCGGAAAGCUGCCAGCCUUGGACAAGCUGUGAGGCCCAGAACCUGGUGGUGCUACGGGCGGGGACCAACAAGACUGAUGUGCGCUGUGGUUCCCAUGACCGGAAGAGGGUCCUGCUGUUAAUCCCCGUGGUGCUGGUGGCCCUGAUGACUGUACUGCUGGUAUCGGUUUACAUCCGAAAGGUGAUCAGGAGGUCUGGCUCCAAGGGCGAAAUCAACACCAAGAGGCAGGAUCCCGUGGAGACAGAAGACCUCCCCGGCCACAACACGGCUGCACCGGUGCAGGAGACGCUGCAUGGAUGCCAGCCGGUCACCCAGGAGGACGGCAAGGAAAGCCGCAUUGCUGUACAAGAACAUCAGUGAGGUUGACUGUCUAGAACGUGACAGUCCAGCACAGGACCCCCGGGGGGACAGGUCUGGGCAGGGGGCUGGCCCUGGCUGGUACCCCUUUGCCCUGAAUGGACCAAAACACAUGGCCAAGGAGAACAGCUCACCCAACCCUGGUACACCUCCCAUCCCCCAAUCUGCUGUUAGCCACCUGAGCCAAACU